Aspergillus fischeri NRRL 181 is the source of this 513-nucleotide messenger RNA. Its product is annotated as putative polyketide synthase. Bases 1 to 513 code for a protein of 170 amino acids. The transcript is spliced from 4 exons. NCBI's taxonomy places the organism in Eukaryota, Fungi, Ascomycota, Eurotiomycetes, Eurotiales, Aspergillaceae. The record is from RefSeq and is a predicted model, not a curated record. Gene Ontology annotation, molecular function: fatty acid synthase activity. Gene Ontology annotation, biological process: secondary metabolite biosynthetic process; fatty acid biosynthetic process.
AUGACCACGAUGAGCAACAAGCUGGAGCCCCUUGCAAUUGUUGGCAUGAGCUGGCGGUUCCCUGGCGAGGCGAACUCAGCCAGUGGCUUUUGGGAUAUCCUUAGCAAUGCGAGAUCGGCUAAAUCUCGCAUCCCAGCAGAUUGCUUCAACGUCGACGCGCACUAUCAUCCAUCGGCCGAUCGGAAUGGAUCAAUCAUCACUAAGGAAGGACACUUCCUGAAAGAGGACAUUACCGCCUUCGGUGCGCCCUUCUUCUUAAUGACAGCAGCGGAGGCAGAGGGCAUGGACCCUCAACAUCGCAUUCUUCUAGAGGUCACUUAUGAGGCGUUUGAGAACGGACCCAACCGGGAUGCCGAUCAAAUCCGUGGCCGGCAGUCAAACCGCAGUCAUGGUUGGCUGCUUUACCAGAGACUACGAGAUGACUUCCGGAGCCGAAAUCCACACCAUGUCCCCGUACGCGUCAACCGGUUGUGGUGCCUCCAUGCUGGCGAACGGACUAUCGUGAUUCUAUGA